Antrostomus carolinensis (chuck-will's-widow) is the source of this 545-nucleotide messenger RNA. RefSeq names its product coiled-coil domain containing 33 (gene CCDC33). The record is from RefSeq and is a predicted model, not a curated record. The transcript has 5 exons. Lineage: Eukaryota; Metazoa; Chordata; Aves; Caprimulgiformes; Caprimulgidae. The annotation marks the transcript as partial. Gene Ontology annotation, cellular component: peroxisome.
GAGGGGAGCAGCUACCGCCUGGCGCUGAAGCGGAUGGCAGGGGACCUCCUGUCCCUGCGCCAGCAUGUCACCAGCCUGGAGGUGGAGAACGGGCACCUGCGACACAGCCUGGCCUCGCAGGAGGAGCUGGGCCACGCUCUGCUUGAUGAUGUGGACCUGGACGUCAUGACCCGGGAGGAGCUGCUGGACAGGCUCACCACCCUCAAGCGCAAGCUGGUGGCCGGCACAGAGGCGAUGAGGAGGCUGAAGGACUGUGUCCAGCGAUUGCAGAACGAGCUGAUCCGGAAAAAUGACCGGGAGAAGGAUCUGGUGCUGCUCCAGCGAGCCCACCAGCAGCAGCAAGCUGCGUUGAGGAGGUACCAGGAGAAGGUGGCCAAGACGAAGGGCUUGGAGGAGAUCGUGAUCCAGGUGAUGGAGCGGAUGCUGCAGGAGAAGCAGGCUGGGGCAGGCAGGACCACCAAGCAGCCAGCGGGUGAAGCCCUCUCUGGGGAGGUGUACACCAUGCUGCUGGCCGAGAACCGCAGGCUGCGGGAGGAGCUGGCAAG